AUGCGGAGUAUUCCUGAUUACGAUCGGAUGGGCGAAGAUAUGUGGCUGCAGAAGUGCCUCGAGAACAUUGGAGUUGCUUCGGUGGAGGACUACGAUGGCCUGGUGGCCGACGGCUACUGCCCCGGUGGCCCGAAAGGCUGUGCGUCGCAGGUGGUCGCGUUCCACCCGUUCAAGGUGCCGGCGCAGUGGUCCGAUUGUUACCGCCAGGCCACUGGUAGCAACGAGAUGUAUUGGUGA
Messenger RNA from Prorocentrum cordatum, 237 nucleotides. NCBI's taxonomy places the organism in Eukaryota, Dinophyceae, Prorocentrales, Prorocentraceae. The record is from the annotation of a GenBank genome assembly.